Beta vulgaris subsp. vulgaris (sugar beet) is the source of this 3036-nucleotide messenger RNA. RefSeq lists its product as hypothetical. The transcript is spliced from 17 exons. The record is from RefSeq and is a predicted model, not a curated record. Gene Ontology annotation, biological process: UDP-N-acetylglucosamine biosynthetic process. Bases 121 to 2748 code for a protein of 875 amino acids. Gene Ontology annotation, molecular function: UDP-N-acetylglucosamine diphosphorylase activity. Lineage: Eukaryota; Viridiplantae; Streptophyta; Magnoliopsida; Caryophyllales; Amaranthaceae.
GUAUAUGCUUCAAGCAUCUCUCCAAUUAUCCCUCCCUCCUUUUUCUCCCUUUAAAACUCCUCCACUUUUUUUUACUCUCUCUCUCUCUAAUCACCUUCAUUUUCUCUCUCCUCAUCAACAAUGGCGGCAACUACUUCUUCACUCCAACACAGCAGCCAUGUUACCACCUCCUUCAAUCGAAAUUCUCUCUCCUCUUUCACUGAUCACAUUUCCACUUCUCUCAAUUUCAAGAAAAACCUACUUUCUCUCUCCUCUUCUCACUCUCUCUCCUCUUCCACUUCUUCGUCUUCGCAACAACUUCAUCUCACUCGCGUUUCGACGGCGCCGGUGGAGUACGCGUCGCCUGCGCCGGAAUUCGAUUUCGACAAAGAAAUCGCUCGACUGAGGAACUUGAGGUUGAAGCUUUCUAAGGCAGGGAAUGUCGAGAUGAAGCACCGAGUUGUUGACGGCGAUUCGCGAGUUAAUAAUUUUUUCAAUUCGAGCCGGAAUCGAUUUUCUAGGGUUUCGGAAUCGGUGGAAUUGGAUUCGUUUGAGAUGUAUUUGAUUAAAUGUGUUGUUGCGGCGGGGCAGGAGCAUGUGAUUAGUUAUGGAGUGGAGGAGGUGGAGGAGGAGGAGAGAGAAUUUGAGAGUUCUUCAAGGAGUUCGUUGAAGAAUGCGUUGUUUUCGUUGGCGGAGAUGAUUGAGAGCUGGGAUAUUGUGGGAAGUGGUGCAGGGAAUGGGAAGAUAGGGGUGAGUAAGUUAAUGGAGGAGGAAAUUAAAGCUUUGAAGAAGUUGUUGAAGACUUUGACUGAAUUGGAGAGGUUUUAUGAUUGCAUUGGUGGAAUUAUUGGAUACCAGAUAAGAGUGUUGGAGCUUCUUGCUGAGUCAGCUCAUGGGAAAAAUAUGAAUAGUUCUCAGCACAUGAAAGAGUCAAUGAAAUGCCAAUUUGUGGAAAUUCAUUCCCCUAAUGGUGUUGAUCUUCGUAAAGAUACAGAGUAUGCAUCACAAGCAGCUAUGUGGGGAAUUGAGGGUUUACCACACCUUGGUGAAAUUUAUCCUCUGGGUGGCUCUGCAGAUAGGCUUGGUUUCGUUGAUCCCGACACAGGUGAAUGCCUUCCUGCGGCUAUGCUCCCAUAUUGUGGACGCACUUUACUAGAAGGACUUAUUAGGGAUCUUCAGGCUAGAGAAUUUUUGUACUUCAAGCUAUAUGGAAAACAGUGCAUCACCCCUGUUGCCAUCAUGACAAGUGCUGCCAAAAACAACCAUGAACGCAUCAGUUCACUUUGUGAGAAACUUCAAUGGUUUGGAAGAGGUCGAUCAACAUUUCAACUAUUUGAACAGCCUCUUGUUCCAGCCAUCAAUGCUAUGGAUGGUGAGUGGCUGGUUUCUGAACCAUUUGCGCCAGUUUGCAAGCCUGGAGGUCAUGGGGUAAUAUGGAAGCUUGCUUAUGACAAGGGUGUCUUCCAAUGGUUUCACGAUCAUGGACGAACAGGUGCAACUGUUCGGCAAGUCAGUAAUGUUGUGGCUGCCACAGAUUUAACCCUACUGGCAUUGGCAGGAGUUGGUUUGCACCAUGGAAAGAAACUAGGUUUUGCAUCUUGUCAGAGAAUUCCUGGAGCUACUGAAGGAAUAAAUGUUCUAGUCGAAAAGAAGGAAGUUGGCGGGAAGUGGGCUUAUGGAUUUUCAUGCAUAGAGUACACCGAGUUUGAGAAAUUUGGGAUCCCAGGUUCUUCUUCAUCAAAGAGCUUGCUAUCUGAGUUCCCGGCCAAUACAAACAUUUUAUAUGUUGAUCUUCAUUCUGUGGAGCAAGUUGGAUCACGCAGUGAUGAGAGCAGUUUACCUGGAUUGGUUCUAAAUAUUAAGAAGCAAAUUGAAUACAUUGAUCAUUAUGGCGUCAAGCACAGUGUUUCUGGUGGCAGGCUGGAAUGUACAAUGCAAAAUAUUGCAGAUGACUUCUGCAAUACAUAUCCAUCUCGGUGUUAUGGAGUAAAAGAAGAUGUCCUGGAUACAUUUAUGGUGUAUAACGAAAGAAAAAAGGUCACUUCAUCUGCCAAGAAGAAAAGGAAACAAGGUGGCAUGUCUCUUCACCAGACUCCAGAUGGAGCAUUAUUGGAUAUUAUGAGGAAUGCCUAUGAUCUCCUUUCCUACUGCGAUAUCAAGAUUUCUGAAGUGGGUGGUAAUGAAAACUACAUCAAAUCUGGCCCUCCAUAUCUCAUCUUUUUGCAUCCUGCUUUGGGCCCUCUCUGGGAAGUCUCUAGGCAAAAGUUUCAUGGAGGUUCCAUCUCCAAAGGAUCAGAGUUGCAGAUUGAGAUUGCUGAGUUUUUCUGGAAAGAUGUUCAGCUUAAUGGCAGCUUGAUCAUUGUUGCUGAUAAUGUGAUGGGUGCUAUGAAGGCUGAUAAAAGUGGGGAACCUCUGUUAGAGUAUGGUCACAGAUGUGCAAGGUGUAAGUUGCAGAACGUCAGGGUGUUAAACAAAGGUAUUGACUGGGAAUCUGGACUAAACAUGUACUGGAGGCAUGAGGUGCAUCGGAACGAGUGUUUGAAGGUUAUGCUGCAUGGAAAUGCUGAAUUUGAGGCGAUUGAUGUUACUCUUGAGGGAAAUCAUGUAUUUGAGGUUCCUGAUGGUCACAGGUUGAAGAUUACAUCCACCAAUUCAGGUAUUUCCAAGCAAUUAGGCCCCAUAGAAGACUCGAAGAAGGAUAGUGGAAGCUGGUAUUGGAAAUACAAGAUGGAUGGAGCACAUGUGAAGUUAGAAAUGGUAGAAUUGUAAACCACUGACAGCAUUGUCACUUCAGCUCAUGUGAAUAAUUGUUCACAGAAGUACGCUGACCAAUCUUUUGCUAUAUCCUCUGAUUGGUUGAACAUAAGUUGAACCUUCACAAGGCAUUCUUUUCUAAUGUGCUAUAGAAGAGACUAGGAAGGCUCAAUUUUGCUCCUUUUCUUAUAUCUCUCACUCUCUUAUUGUCCAUGAUGUAGCUCCCGUUUGUACAUGAUAUGUAAUAUAUGAUAAAUAUUUGUAAAUUUGUUGUAUUAAUGAAGUAAUAUUAUUUGCUGUUAA